This is a messenger RNA of Stegodyphus dumicola, 3930 nucleotides long. RefSeq names its product neuroligin-4, X-linked-like. The record is from RefSeq and is a predicted model, not a curated record. NCBI's taxonomy places the organism in Eukaryota, Metazoa, Arthropoda, Arachnida, Araneae, Eresidae.
AAUACAUCUCUCUGUUCUCUCUUGCGUCAGAUUUCCUUCAUAUAGGAAAGAGUUCUCUUUAAGCAAUUGCAUGAAUUGGACGAAAUGGAUGCUGUUAUAAUUAAAAGGAUUCAUUUUCUUAAAUAAUGCCGUAUAUCGAUGAUUAUGACAAAAGCAUUUACUGAAUUGUAAGAGUGUCAGUCAUAAGAAGAUUUUAUGUGAGUUAUCUGAAAUCAUCAUGGCACCUUUUUGUCUAGUAAGUUAAUUCUUUCUUAUAAACUUAAAUAUAUUAGACUGAAUAAACCAAACAGUGAAAAGAAAAAAAAACAUCACUUAUUUUUGAACUUACGGAGUGUGUUGAAAUCUCAUAAAUCUCUGCAUACAAACUGGUAUUUUCCUAGAAAUGCACUAAAACUUUUUUUUUCCAAAGUUGAUUCAUACUUUACGCAAUCAUAAAUAAGAAGUUUACAUUCCGUCAUAUAUUGAAACUACAUUAAUUACUUGAGAAACAGACAAUAUAAAUUCGCUUAAAGGCCACAACUUUAAGAAAGGGAAUAAUAUAUAAAGAAUACUUAUUUACUAUGAUAAUAAGCCAGAAAAUAAUUCAUUGUUUGUUUUACUCAGUAAAUAUCUAACAGCAUUCAGUUGCUAUAGAGAGAAAAUAUUGAUUCUCAGAAACGAAUUCGGCCAUAAAUAUGUGGAUAGCAGCUGUAGUGAAUGCUUAAAAAGCUUUAUUUGAAAACACAUUUGAUAGCAAUUGUUGAAAACUGUCAUUUGUUUAAUUAAAUAAUCAAAACAUAAAUGAGUAACUGAUUUAUAGGAUUUACAAAUCAGCUACAUUUAUAUUUUUUCGAAAUAGAAUGGUGUCAGAAGAAGUUGAUUUUACUUCAAAAUUUCUACCUGUGCUGUACUAGAAAACUGAAAACUUCAGUUAAAUCUAAGAAAAAUUCGUUUUUGGAAGUUUGUUAUUUUGGAUAGGCAGAACAUGACCAAUAAUAAUCGGAAAGCAAGAGGCAGACGCGACUGGGGACUUUGGAGAUGGACAGCCGUGUGCUUACAUACGUUAACUUUCGAAUGCGUGUUGGUAUCAGUUCGUCAUGUUGAUUCCGACUUACGGCAACUGAGCUCAAGAGUUGUCAUGACCCGUUAUGGUUCAUUGCGGGGAUUCAUCAGUAAUCUUUCUAACCGGCAGCUGCAUCCGGUUGAAGUGUUUCUGGGUGUCCCUUACGCAGGAGCCCCAAAAGGCCCACUUCGAUUUAUGCCCCCGGUGACAUCACCUCACUGGAAAGGGGUACGAUUAGCUGAUCAAAUGGGACCAGUGUGUCCUCAAAAGCUUCCGGAUGUCGCUAAUGAGACUGAAGCUUUGAAGAAGAUGCCUUUAGGGAGGUACAGGUACUUAAAGAGACUUCUGCCUCAGUUAGCGAAUCAAAGCGAGGAUUGUCUUUACCUCAAUAUUUAUAUUCCGGCAACGGUUAUUCGUGCAACAGAAAAGCUACCUGUGAUGGUUUAUAUUCACGGAGAGUCAUACGAAUGGAAUGCUGGGAAUCCUUAUGAUGGACGUGUUUUAGCAAGUUUCGGAAAUGUCAUAGUUAUCACUAUCAAUUAUAGACUUGGUGUGUUAGGAUUCUUGCCGGCUGUAGAUCGAUCUGCUCGUGGGAACUACGGCCUUAUGGACCAAGUAGCAGCCCUUCACUGGAUCCAGGAUAACAUUGGAGAAUUUGGGGGUGAUACAGACAACAUUACGAUCUUUGGACAAGGUCACGGAGCUGCAUGUGUGAAUUUGCUUAUGCUAUCUCCUAUGGCAAGAGGUCUAUUUCAAAGAGCUAUUAUGCAGAGUGGAUCUUCUCUCAGUUCUUGGGCUAUAGCAAGAGACGCUAUUACUCAUACUGCCCAUAUAGCUAAGGUACUGGAUUGCCCUGCACAAGACAGUACAGCUUUAGUCGAAUGCAUGAGGAAAAAGAAACUAGAGGACAUCAUGGGUGUUCACAUCCAGGUUCCGGAUCACUUAUCUGGAUUUGGACCUACGGUGGAUGGCAUAGUACUACCUCAGGAUCCAGCGGAAAUUAUGGAAAAAAAUCCUUCAAUAUUUACUCAAUAUGACCUUAUAUUUGGGAUUACUAGGGUGGAAUCAUAUUUCGAGUUCUCAGCAAUGGAAGAAAAAUUAGGAAUUGAUAGCGGACGCAGAGACAGGCUUCUGAGGACUCUAGUGAGAAAUCUCUACACAUAUCACCUUCAAGAGAUAUUUCUCACAGUUGUCAAUGAAUAUAUGAACUGGUCACGAUCAUUUCUCCAAGCAAUGGAUAUUUUUGAUAGUACGGUAGAAGCUCUUGGUGAUGCUCUUAUUGUCGCUCCUGUCAUCCGUGCAGGGACAUUUCACAGCGGUGGAAUACCUCGUGAAGAUACUUACCCACCUCCUUCUGAACCAUUAAAUGACGGGAAGAAGACUUACUUCUACAUCUUCAACCAUCAGUCAGAAUUCGGAGAUUAUUCGUCUAGAUUAGGAUGUGUAAGAGGGGAAGAUUUGCCUUACGUUUUUGGAGCGCCUCUAGUGGAAUCUCUUUCACAUUUUGCUGCUAAUUACACUAAAAGCGAAACUUCUCUAUCUGAAGCUAUUAUCACAUUCUGGACUAAUUUUGCUAGGCAUGGAAACCCGGCAUUAUCUCCUCAUAGUAGAGACGCACAUCUGGAUAGUAGCACAGCAAAAUACUUCAAAAAUGCUUGGCCAUUGUACGAGCCGGUGCAGCAGAAAUAUAUAAGUAUAUCUAUGAAAACUCGGAUUAGAGACCAUUAUCAUGCUCACCGCUUGUCCUAUUGGUUGAAUCUCAUACCUCGCCUCCAUGAUUCUGGUGAUGGCAACGCAUCUAUUCAGCACCACAGACUCCAUGAUCACGACAAUCCUUACAGCUACGACGGCGUCGUCCGGCACCGAGAUAAUUCAGACAGUCUUCAUCCAGCCCUUACGACUCCCUUUCCAGAAGAGAAAGAAGGAACACAGAUUGUAGAGCCACAGCCUACUCAUGAGUCAUUUUUCCCCAAGAACGUCAGCAUUUCAGUAAAAAUCGACACAGAAGUGGUAACAGUUUCGGAGAAGCUUACCCCUGGCAAUAUCACCCAAGUAUCAGGGAAUCAACAAACAGUUUAUUCUACUGCUCUUGUAGUGACAAUUGCUGUCGGGUGUUCAUUACUUGUGCUCAAUGUUUUGAUAUUCGCUGGGAUUUACUACCAGAAAGAAAAGGAUAGCCUAGAGAAAAAACUGCAGAAGACAUAUUAUGAGGAAAGAAGAAACGAGGAAGAUGAUGGUCAUCCGUCUGGAGAAAAGCCCUUCCUGGUAAAAGAUCUUUCUUCUUCAAUGAUGCUUAGUCAAUACUGCCCACAGACAGAAUUCGAUGGAAGCCAAACAUUGGAUCUUGUCCAACCUAGCAAAGCCAAGCACCAGUAUCCAGCUUCAGGUAAAGGUCAAGAUGUUUUUGAAGGUCAAUAUCAUCUGGGCGCUAGAAUUCCACAAGGGGAACGAGAAAUUGGGAUUAGGGAACCUUUGCUAUCUUCAUCAAAGCCUCACACACUGAAUACCAAAGUGGAUUGCUUACAAGCCUGGGAACAUCCAGCCCAGGAGAUGGCGGUGUAAGUUUGCCAUUCAGAAGUUUCUGAUUUGGCAUAGAUGGCCACAGCUAGGAACCCAGGGCCAGAAACCCACUUUUCUUGAGAAUAUUUUCUGUCAAGAUCUUGUUUGUUGUGUAUAGACAUCUAAUUCGCUCAUUAUUCUGAACCCGGUGCAAUAAAUUGAAAAAACAUACUUCCAGGCAGAUGGCUAUUUACGGACUGCUCAAACAAUGGAGAUAAUUGCACCCAUUCCGCCCAUGGUUGGAAACCUUUUCUUUGUGAGUCAUUCUGUGAAUGUGUUGUCUUUAACUGUGAUGAAGGAAUGUAAAUAAAGUUGAUAUUUUUCUGAAA